Molecule: messenger RNA, 2263 nt
Organism: Paramisgurnus dabryanus
Lineage: Eukaryota; Metazoa; Chordata; Actinopteri; Cypriniformes; Cobitidae
Gene: akt2l
Product: v-akt murine thymoma viral oncogene homolog 2, like
Biological process (GO): protein phosphorylation
Molecular function (GO): protein serine/threonine kinase activity; ATP binding
Source: RefSeq, a predicted model, not a curated record
GCCAGUGACGUCGCUGCCGCUGAACUCUGGACGCGAGCGUGUUGAAUUCGCUCUCGAUCCGGAUCAAGACGCGAUAAAUGAAGAGAUAAACGCGCUUUACAUCUUUACAAUGAGAUCUUAAAAAAUGAUUCGCGAUUCAUUCAUUGUUUGUGUGGAAACGAACGCGUUAACACAGACAGCAAGCAGGACUUAUUAAAGGGACGUGUCUGUCAAUCAGCCCUUUAGCCCCGCCCCAUCAUGACUGAGGUUACUGUGGUAAAGGAAGGUUGGCUCCAUAAAAGAGGUGAGUAUAUAAAGACCUGGAGACCGCGGUAUUUCAUCCUGAAGAGUGACGGAUCGUUCAUCGGCUACAAGGACAAACCAGAGUUAACCGAUCAGAGCUCAGCUCCACUUAAUAACUUCUCAGUGGCGGAAUGUCAGCUGAUGAAGACGGAGCGACCGCGACCCAACACCUUCAUGAUCCGCUGUCUGCAGUGGACCACGGUCAUCGAACGAACCUUUCACGUGGAGAGCAGCGAGGAGAGGGAGGAGUGGAUGUCUGCUAUUCAAGUUGUGGCCAAUGGGCUGCAGGCGCAGGGAACAGAAGAGCCGAUGGAGAUCAAGUUUGGUUCAGCUAAUGACAGCAUCGCUCUGGAGGAAAUGGAGGUGUCUCUGUCCAAGUCUUGCUCAAGAGUGACGAUGAGUGACUUUGAUUAUUUGAAGCUGCUGGGUAAAGGUACGUUUGGUAAGGUGAUUCUGGUGAGGGAGAAAGCGUCUGGCAUGUACUACGCCAUGAAGAUCCUACGCAAGGAGGUGAUCAUCGCAAAGGAUGAGGUUGCACAUACGGUCACAGAGAGUCGAGUGCUGCAGAACACCAGACAUCCUUUUCUGACGACACUAAAGUAUGCCUUUCAGACACACGACCGCUUGUGUUUUGUGAUGGAAUACGCCAACGGUGGUGAGUUGUUCUUUCAUCUGUCACGUGAGCGUGUGUUCUCUGAGGACAGAGCCCGGUUCUACAGCGCUGAGAUCGUCUCGGCUCUCGAGUAUCUUCACUCACAGAACGUCGUCUACAGAGACCUGAAGCUGGAAAACCUCAUGCUGGAUAAAGAUGGACACAUCAAAAUCACAGACUUUGGUCUUUGUAAGGAGGGAAUCACAGAUGAAGCCACCAUGAGGACGUUCUGUGGAACCCCAGAGUAUCUGGCACCGGAGGUUCUGGAGGACAAUGACUACGGCCGUGCGGUGGACUGGUGGGGUUUGGGAGUGGUGAUGUAUGAGAUGAUGUGCGGACGACUGCCCUUCUACAAUCAGGAUCACGAGCGCCUCUUUGAACUCAUUGUGAUGGAGGAGAUCCGCUUCCCUAGGAAUCUCUCACCCGAGGCCAAAUCUCUGCUCACGGGCCUGCUGAGAAAAGACCCCAAACAGAGGCUGGGGGGCGGUCCAGACGAUGCUAAAGAUGUAAUGGCGCACAAGUUCUUCUCCUGUAUAAACUGGCAGGACGUGCUGCAGAAGAAGUUGGUUCCUCCCUUCGAACCCCAGAUGACAUCAGAAACAGACACGCGCUACUUUGAUGACGAGUUCACAGCUCAAACUAUCACCGUUACACCCACGGACAAACUGAACCGUCAGGAUGUGGAAGAUGCGGUUCAGUGUGCGCACUUUCCUCAGUUCUCAUAUUCUGCCAGCAUACGAGAAUGAUGUCCGCUUGAAUCCGGUUCACACAGAGAAAACAUCAUCUCUGAAUCCCAACCAGCAGUCCGAAAGACCAAUAGCUGCAGUGACCAUCCCAUCAUCAUCACUAUAAAAACCAACAGCACUAAAGAUUCUUUUGCACCGAGUGAAUGAAACACAUUGAAUAAAGAGAUCUGGAGGGAGGAGAGGUGCUGUAGUGACAUCACAACACUGUCAUAAGAAGUUUGAGAGUGUGACACAAACACCGAUGCUGUAUUUAAGUGACAUCAUUGUCAUUAUAAUCAUACAUGUGGAUUUUGAGCACAAAAACACAAGUUUGUUAACACAAAACAACACUAUGCUACAAGACUUUUCAGGCAGCAGUGUUUCUGGCUCUUGAAUAUGUGCAACUUCCCUUUAAAAACGCAAGCAGUUUGUUUCAACAUCUACACAUGAUGAUGAUAAUACACUUUAACUGUUUUGAAAGUUUCCUGUGGACAUGCAUGAUAAACAUGUCGAGGACUCGUUCUCAUGUUAUCCUCCUGUCGUACCCAAGUUUGCAGCACUACAUUAUUUCUUGUGUCAUAAUAAAGCAUUAAACACACCAUCA